Aspergillus affinis is the source of this 2439-nucleotide messenger RNA. RefSeq names its product putative vacuolar transporter chaperone (Vtc4) (gene vtc4). Gene Ontology annotation, biological process: vacuole fusion, non-autophagic; vacuolar transport; polyphosphate metabolic process. Gene Ontology annotation, cellular component: fungal-type vacuole membrane; vacuolar transporter chaperone complex. The coding region runs from base 1 to 2439 and encodes 812 amino acids. NCBI's taxonomy places the organism in Eukaryota, Fungi, Ascomycota, Eurotiomycetes, Eurotiales, Aspergillaceae. The record is from RefSeq and is a predicted model, not a curated record. The transcript has 5 exons.
AUGAGGUUCGGUGAACACCUUGGUUCGUCGAUGAUCAAGGAGUACUACUGGUACUACAUCGCCUACGAAGACCUCAAGAAAGCCUUGAAGACGGGAUACGUGACCGAGCCGACCCCCGAAAACUCGAAACCCGAUCGCAAGCCAUGGACGGAGGAUAACGAGAAAGACUUCGUCUCCUUGCUGGAGAGCGAGCUCGACAAGGUCUUCAACUUCCAGAAGAUCAAGAGCGAGGAAAUCGUCCGCCGCAUCCAGGUCAGCGAGGCGGAGGUCUACAGUGUCAUCUCGCGUCUCGAGAGCUCGACCGAUUCGCGUCGUCAAAGUGUCCGUCCCGGCGCUGCUGCUCCGCCGUCCGAUGAGGAUUUCCUGACGCUCGAGCAAGUGUUGAGUGACAUCAUCGCCGACGUGCACGACCUGGCCAAAUUCACCCAACUGAACUACACCGGUUUUCAGAAAAUCAUCAAGAAACACGAUAAAGAAACGAGGUGGUAUCUCAAACCGGUCUUCGCCGCCCGACUCAACGCCAAACCAUUUUUCAAAGACAAUUACGACGCUUUUGUCGUGAAGCUAUCUAAGCUGUAUGAUCUCGUCCGUACGAAAGGAAACCCGGUCAAGGGAGAUUCGUCGGCCGGAGGCACUCAACAGAACUUUGUCCGUCAAACCACGAAAUACUGGGUUCACCCCGACAACAUCACGGAGCUCAAACUUAUUAUUUUGAAGCACCUCCCCGUCCUUGUCUUCAACCCGCAAAAGGACUUCGAGGAAAAAGACACCGCCAUUUCGUCCAUCUACUACGACAACCCUGAGACAUGGGAACUAUACCAAGGUCGCUUAAAGAAGACCGAAGGUGCGGAGGCAAUCCGACUGCGAUGGUAUGGUGGCAUGGAAAGCGAUCAGAUCUUCGUCGAGCGAAAAACCCAUCGUGAGGACUGGACUGGAGAGAAGUCGGUGAAAGCCCGAUUCUCUCUCAAGGAGAAAAACGUCAACGCAUUCCUUUCUGGUCGCAUGACGGUAGAGAGUAUCUUCGACAAAAUGCGAAGGGAAGGAAAAAAGAGCGAGGACGAGAUCAACGACUUGGAGCAACUGGCGCGCGAAAUCCAAUAUCGUGUCAUUACCCGCAGAUUGAUGCCCGUCACGAGAACCUUCUAUCAUCGAACUGCCUUCCAGCUUCCUGGCGACGCGAGAGUCCGUAUCUCUCUUGACACGGAGCUGACCAUGGUCCGAGAGGACAAUCUUGACGGUCGACGAAGGGCCGGAGACAAUUGGCGCCGAAUGGAUAUCGGCGUCGAUUUCCCUUUCUCCCAACUUCCCGCUGAGGAUGUUGAACGGUUCCCCUACGCCGUUCUCGAGGUCAAGCUCCAGACGCAAGCCGGCCAGGAACCGCCGAAAUGGAUCAGGGAGUUGACGGCCAGUCAUCUCGUGGAGGCGGUCCCCAAGUACAGCAAAUUCAUUCACGGAACGGCGACGUUGUUCCCCCAACGUAUCCACCUUCUUCCUUUCUGGAUGCCGCAGAUGGAUGUCGACAUCCGCAAGCCGGCGACACGCCAAUUCGGUAUCACACGGCCCCUUCAAAGCACAUCUAUAUCUGCCAAUGAGACGCAGGAAGACGACGACUCGGAUGACGAAGAGGACCAGGAAGGCAAUACCAGAGUGGACCGCCGUCGAAUGGCGUCAGCUGGGGAUGGAAAUGGUCUAUUCGACGACGCUGAUGGAAAUGCUCUGGACAUCGAGGAACGCAUUGCCGCCCAGCCGCUGCCCGGGGACGAGGAUUACCCGCUGUACGACUCUGACGAGGAAUCGGUCGACUCUGACGAACUUGAGGAGGCCCGGCGAGUCGGAGGAGCCUACUACUACCAGCAAUUGAUGAAAUACUACACCCACCGAACUGGAAAAGCAUUGUUGCACGGAUGCAAGGCACUUAUCCCACGUCCUAGACCGACAAGCCUGCCCGCUCCCGAGCAAAAUGGCAUCAGUGUUAUCGGGAACCAGCGAACUCACCAACGAUUUGCGGCACCCAAGGGCAAGCGGAUCCACGUUCCUGUUCGCGUGGAGCCGAAGGUGUACUUCGCGGCCGAACGAACCUUCUUGUCAUGGCUGGAAUUCUCGAUCCUGCUGGCUACGAUAGCAGCUACCUUGCUCAACUUUGGAAACGAUUAUAUCACAUUUGCCUCGUCAUGGGCAUUCACUAUCCUGGCUGCCUUGGCUCUGGUAUACAGUCUCAUGUUAUACAUCUGGCGCGUGGACAAGAUCCGCAAACGACGAGACGUCAAGCGCGUUUACUACGAGAAAUGGGGCCCUACCAUCGUUAGCGUUGGUCUUGUUGCCGUGAUCAUGGUCAACUUUGGACUGCGGAUGCGACAAGUAGGGUUCACCUCUAAGGUCGUUGACAUUCAGAUGGGCCGAGUAUUGGACGACAGACAACUUCAUGCGGACGAGCUAUGA